AUGUCUUUCAUCAGAACCCCCGUCAGAUCCGCUUUGAAUGCCUCCAGAAACUCUGGUGUGGCCAAGAUGUCCAUUGGUGCCGUUAGAACCAAAGUCAGCCUUCCAGACCUGAAAUGGGACUUUGGUGAUCUGGAGCCAUUCAUUUCUGGUCAGAUCAACGAAUUGCACUACACCAAGCACCACCAGACCUACGUCAACGGUUUCAACACCGCCAUUGAGCAACAUGCCGAGGCCCAAGCUGCCGGUGACGUCAAGAAGGCUGUUGAAUUGCAGCAACACAUCAAAUUCCAUGGUGGCGGAUAUUUGAACCACAACCUCUUCUGGGCCAACCUUGCACCAGCCAAGCAGGGUGGUGGUGAGCUGCCUGCCGAGAACACCGGUUUCCACAAGAAAGUUGUUGAGCAGUACGGUUCUUUCGACAAGUUGAUUGCUCUCACCAACACCAAGCUCGCUGGAAUCCAAGGUUCUGGCUGGGCUUUCAUUGUCAAGAACGCCGAGAACGGUGCCAUUGAGGUUAUCCAGACCUACAACCAGGACACUGCCACCGGCCAGUUCAAGCCUUUGGUUGCUAUUGACGCUUGGGAGCACGCAUACUAUUUGCAAUACAAGAACGUCAAGGCCGACUACUUCAAGGCCAUCUGGAACGUCAUCAACUGGGCUGAGGCCUCUAAGAGAUUUGACGCUGCUUGA
Ogataea philodendri is the source of this 690-nucleotide messenger RNA. RefSeq lists its product as uncharacterized. Gene Ontology annotation, molecular function: superoxide dismutase activity; metal ion binding. Gene Ontology annotation, cellular component: mitochondrion. The record is from RefSeq and is a predicted model, not a curated record. NCBI's taxonomy places the organism in Eukaryota, Fungi, Ascomycota, Pichiomycetes, Pichiales, Pichiaceae. The transcript has a single exon. The coding region runs from base 1 to 690 and encodes 229 amino acids. Gene Ontology annotation, biological process: superoxide metabolic process.